AUGACCUGUGGAUCUCACUGCGGCCGCGCCUUCAGCUGCGCCUCGGCCUGCGGGCCCCGGCCCGGCCGCUGCUGCAUCACCGCCGCCCCCUACCGCGGCGUCUCCUGCUACCGCGGCCUCCCCGGGGGCUUCGGCAGCCGCAGCAUCUGCGGGGGCUUCCGCUCCGGCUCCUGCGGACGCACCUUCGGCUACCGCGCCGGCGGCGUGUGCGGGCCCGUCCCGCCCUGCAUCACCAGCGUGUCGGUCAACGAGAGCCUGCUGACGCCCCUCAACCUGGAGAUCGACCCCAACGCGCAGUGCGUGAAGCACGAGGAGAAGGAGCAGAUCAAGUGCCUCAACAGCAGGUUCGCGGCCUUCAUCGACAAGGUGCGCUUCCUGGAACAACAGAACAAGCUGCUGGAGACCAAGUGGCAGUUCUACCAGAACCGCAGGUGCUGUGAGAGCAACCUGGAGCCCCUGUUCAACGGCUACAUUGAGACGCUGAGGCGGGAGGCCGAGUGCGUGGAGGCCGACAGCGGGCGGCUGGCCUCAGAGCUCAACCACGUGCAGGACGUGCUGGAGGGCUACAAGAAGAAGUACGAGGAGGAAGUUUCUCUGAGAGCUACAGCCGAGAAUGAAUUUGUGGCUCUGAAGAAGGACGUGGACUGCGCCUACCUCCGCAAGUCAGACCUGGAGGCCAACUCUGAGGCCCUGACCCAGGAGAUCGACUUCCUGCGGCAACUGUAUGAGGAGGAGAUCCGGGUCCUCCACGCCCACAUCUCAGACACCUCCGUGGUGGUAAAGAUGGACAACAGCCGGGAUCUGAACAUGGACUGUGUCAUCGCCGAGAUCAAGGCUCAGUAUGACGACAUCGCCAGCCGCAGCCGGGCCGAGGCCGAGUCCUGGUACCGCAGCAAGUGCGAGGAGAUGAAGGCCACAGUGAUCCGGCACGGGGAGACCCUGCGCCGCACCAAGGAGGAGAUCAACGAGCUGAACCGCAUGAUCCAGAGGCUGACUGCUGAGGUGGAGAAUGCCAAGUGCCAGAAUUCCAAGCUGGAGGCUGCAGUGACCCAGUCUGAGCAGCAGGGCGAGGCGGCCCUCAACGACGCCCGCUGCAAGCUGGUCGGGCUGGAGGAGGCCCUGCAGAAGGCCAAGCAGGACAUGGCCUGCCUGCUGAAGGAGUACCAGGAGGUGAUGAACUCCAAGCUGGGCCUGGACAUCGAGAUCGCCACCUACCGGCGCCUGCUGGAGGGCGAGGAGCACAGGCUGUGUGAGGGCGUUGGCGCUGUGAAUGUCUGCGUCAGCAGCUCCCGCGGUGGCGUCGUCUGUGGCAAUCUCUGUGCCUCCAGCACUGCCCCUGUUGCCACCCCAGGCCUCAUCAGCAGCCCCAGCAACACCAACGUGGUGGUGGGCACCCCCAACGCCUGCGCCCCCUGCGCUGGGGUCGGUGUUGGCUGUAAGAGAUGCUAG
Echinops telfairi (small Madagascar hedgehog) is the source of this 1449-nucleotide messenger RNA. Its product is annotated as keratin, type II cuticular Hb6. The record is from RefSeq and is a predicted model, not a curated record. Gene Ontology annotation, biological process: keratinization; intermediate filament organization. The coding region runs from base 1 to 1449 and encodes 482 amino acids. The transcript has 9 exons. Gene Ontology annotation, cellular component: keratin filament. Lineage: Eukaryota; Metazoa; Chordata; Mammalia; Afrosoricida; Tenrecidae. Gene Ontology annotation, molecular function: structural constituent of skin epidermis.